Messenger RNA from Necator americanus (New World hookworm), 1281 nucleotides. RefSeq lists its product as uncharacterized. Gene Ontology annotation, cellular component: cytoplasm. Bases 1 to 1281 code for a protein of 426 amino acids. The record is from RefSeq and is a predicted model, not a curated record. Lineage: Eukaryota; Metazoa; Nematoda; Chromadorea; Rhabditida; Ancylostomatidae. The transcript has 10 exons. Gene Ontology annotation, molecular function: glycosyltransferase activity.
AUGCCUUCAAUAACGAUCGCUAUGUCUGAGGCCUGGGUCACACUCGCCACCACUGAUGGUUAUGCUCAAGGAGCGUUGGUACUAGCACAUUCAAUCAAAGCCACGGGAACUUCAAAAAAGCUUCACUGUAUGGUGACCAACUACGUUUCUCCACGACUUCGCGCAGAAUUGGAAGCACAGUUCGAUGAGGUAUCCCAUGUGGACGUAUUGGACAGUAACGAUCAGGAAAAUCUCGCACUAAUCAACCGGCCUGACCUAGGUGUCACAUUCACGAAACUUCACUGCUGGAGGCUGACACAAUACACGAAAUGUGUGUUCCUGGAUGCUGAUACAAUGGUGCUCCAAAAUUCGGAUGAGCUAUUUGAGCGACCAGAAUUUUCCGCAGCAGCUGACAUUGGAUGGCCCGAUUGUUUCAACAGUGGAGUCUUCGUCUAUGUACCUAGCCUUGAAACUUAUCGCCGUUUGUUGGCAUUUGCCGUAUCGCAUGGCUCAUUCGACGGUGGUGACCAAGGCCUCCUCAAUGAAUUUUUCUCCGGAUGGCGCGAUCUUCCAGCUAUUCAUCGACUACCAUUCAUUUAUAACAUGACCGCUGGUGUAUUCUACUCGUAUGCAGCUGCCUAUAGGAGGUUCGGUGCAUCCACGAAAAUCGUUCACUUCAUUGGAAGUCAGAAGCCAUGGCAUGGCUCUGCGUCCACUCAUCAGAGUGAACACCUGGAGAAAUGGAAACAAAUCCAUCAGACGAAUGUCGCGGCUCAUACGACUACGACGCCUGAACGGCCGCCGCCACCUCCUCCACCGCCGCCGCCACCGUCGCCGACACCGACAGCUGCUCCAACUCCUCCUCAUUGGUCAACACCAUCUAGCGACACAUCAUCGCUUAGUUAUGUUCACGUAGACACGUCACAACAUUAUAAUGAUCACCAACAUCAUAAUCAUCAGCAGCAGCCGUCGUACGAGCAUGAACAACCGAGCUAUGAAGACGUUACGCAGAAUUUAGCGAACAAUUUGGUUUGUGAACCUGCAGUGUGUAUAUCCGUAGAAUCGCAUGCAUCCGUAGAUCAUAUGCACAGAGGAGAUAGUGAAAGAUGCCACCAAGCCGAUGAUGAGGUGGCAUCAAUAACUGCUCAAGCAUGUUUCUCAGCUGGAACAGUUCGAGAAAAGACGCCUUCUCCAAGUGAGGAAGAGAGGCUGCGCGCCUGGGAGUCCGGUCAUCCAGACUUUAUGGGUCGCGAUGCAUUCUCGAAUAUCCAGGCAGCUCUCGAUCGUGCUCUUCAGGAGUAA